AUUGGAGCACUAAAUAAGGAUAAAUAUAAUGUUAGUUUAUCAGUGACAGCCGCAAACAUGGACGUGAGACUGUUUUUGUGUAUAAAUUUUAUUUUAUUAACAACCUCUGUAACUAUAUAUGUAUCAGCAACAAUUCCAGAAAUAUUAGUAACAUCGGAUACGCCAGAACAAAAAUGCACAAGAAAAUUACAAGCCUGCACCUUGACCUCAAGUGAUGGGGUCACACUGUUUCGAGAUGUGAAAGGAGAAAAAGGAUCGCCUGGCACUGACGGAAGACCUGGAAAUAUUGGACCAAAAGGAGAUCAGGGUACUCCAGGCACUGACGGGACACCUGGAAAUGUUGGACCUAAAGGAGAUCAAGGUACUCCAGGUCGGGACGGGGUGGAUGGAAAACCGGGAUUGAACGGCACCGACGGGAUUCCAGGAAAGGACGGACAAAAAGGAGACCAGGGACCUCCAGGACCCCCGGGGCUGCCAGGUCCAGUGGGACCUCCUGGUUUGGCCGGCAUGCCUGCAAUUUAUCCUUCCAACUUGCCCAAAAAUACUUUUUAUAGUAAUGAAAAAGCUGCAGAGUCAUUUGCCCGUGAAGACGAACCCGCGAAUGUACCUUGCAAAUCAGCCCCUGUUGGUUUUGGGUCUGGUGAGGCCUUCAUGGGCCCAGAAUCUCAAGAGUUCAAAGCCUACUGCAACAUGGAAACCCGAGAAACUUGUGUCCGCAGAGAUAAAAAAACACGUGAGAUUAGCAAUACAGAAGGCAAUGGAACAUACUGGUUGAGUGGAAUGCGGGUCAAUUUGAAAGAUUUAUAUAAUUUAACCACAGAACAAGUGACAUGGCUCCAGCAACACGCAGUUUCAGCGCGGCAGACCAUUAAAUACCAUUGCUUUAACUCAGUGCCUUUUCCCAAAUUCAAUGUGUCUGCAUCGGUUAAACUGUUGACUUGGAAUGAAGCACUCAUUGGACCCUACCCUACGGAUAAAACUCCUUUCUUUUAUUCGGUUCCUACGGCUACGGACCUCUGCAAGGAAGGAGAUAUGGAAUGGAAAAGUUCUAUCAUAGAGUUACAAACUACCAACACAUUUAGACUACCAAUCAUCGAUUUGUGGAUCGGAGAUAUUCGCGACGGAGAUCAACGAAUGUACCUAGAAAGUACAGAACUAUGCUUUGGUUGAAUAUUACAAAAUCUAGGUAUAAUUUUAUCAUUUUACAUUAAAUCAUUAUUUUUCGUAAAAAAUAAAUAGCCAAUGUGAUGCAAAUAGAAAUAUAACAAUGAAGCUUCA
This is a messenger RNA of Helicoverpa zea (corn earworm), 1278 nucleotides long. Its product is annotated as collagen alpha-1(II) chain-like. Bases 58 to 1170 code for a protein of 370 amino acids. The transcript is spliced from 14 exons. Gene Ontology annotation, molecular function: extracellular matrix structural constituent. The record is from RefSeq and is a predicted model, not a curated record. Lineage: Eukaryota; Metazoa; Arthropoda; Insecta; Lepidoptera; Noctuidae.